AUGGUUGUUGUGAUCUGGUCCUCCAGAUUGGGGGUUAGGCGCAGGGUUAACAACCCUGCCUUGAAAACAGCACUUGUUAUGAGACCAUCACGGAAUCAGCCUAGGACACAGAUAAAUGGAAUUAAGACUGGACACGGAAUUCGGAAAACUGGAAUUAAGAUCGCGACCUGGAACACACUAAGCCUUUAUCGAACUGGAGCCUGUCAAAAUCUUACUGAUGUGUUAGACACGUAUGGAAUACAGAUAAUAGCCCUUCAAGAGAUAAGAUGGCCAGGAAAAGGUCAGCUAAAAGUAGGGAAGUACAUAGUGUAUUUCUCUGGCAUGGAAGAAGGACACGCCUUUGGAUGUGGUUUUGCUGUGCAUGAAUCAUUGGAACCAUACGUAAAAGAAUUCAAUCCAAUAUCGGAAAGGAUAACCUUACUACGAGUAGAUACGAAACCACUGAAUAUAAUAUUAGUAUGCGUACACGCACCAACAGAAACAGGGGAAGAGAACAUGAAGGAUGUUUUCUAUGAAGAUCUGUCGCAAAUAUAUGAUAAACUGCCAGGAAAUGUAAUCAAACUCGUAAUAGGUGAUCUGAAUGCCAAGUGUGGAAAAGAAACACAUUUUAUGCCAAUGAUAGGGAAAGAAAGUUUACACGAAACAAGUAAUGGAAAUGGACUUAGACUUAUAUCCUUCGCAGCCGCAAAAGAUAUGAUAAUAAGCAGCACAACUUUUCCACACAAAACCAUACAUAAGGCCACUUGGAAGUCACCUGACGGGACAACUUGCAACCAGAUAGAUCAUAUACUUGUUCAAAAAAGAUUUAGGUCAUGCAUUAAAGACAUACACAGUUUCAGAGGAGCUGACUGCGACUCAGAUCAUUUCUUACUGGUAGCAAAGUUUAGGUUAAAGAUCCAGAGUGACAAGAGUUUAGUGAAUAAGAAUAGUACAAAAAUUAACCUAGAGAUGCUAAAGGACGAAAAAGUACAACAGAAAUACAUUAAAUAUGUAGGAGAGUAUGUAAAAAAUGUAAAUCUUAAUGACAUGGAUGAAGACUGGGUUAGAACUAGCAAAGCAGUUAGAGAAAUUGCAAUGGAACACAUAGGGAAAAUGAAAUGUUGA
Molecule: messenger RNA, 1104 nt
Organism: Acyrthosiphon pisum (pea aphid)
Lineage: Eukaryota; Metazoa; Arthropoda; Insecta; Hemiptera; Aphididae
Product: craniofacial development protein 2-like
Exons: 1
Coding region: 1-1104 (367 amino acids)
Molecular function (GO): catalytic activity
Source: RefSeq, a predicted model, not a curated record